Messenger RNA from Morus notabilis, 2596 nucleotides. Its product is annotated as protein ACCUMULATION AND REPLICATION OF CHLOROPLASTS 6, chloroplastic. The record is from RefSeq and is a predicted model, not a curated record. Bases 60 to 2435 code for a protein of 791 amino acids. Gene Ontology annotation, biological process: chloroplast fission. Gene Ontology annotation, cellular component: chloroplast inner membrane. The transcript has 6 exons. Lineage: Eukaryota; Viridiplantae; Streptophyta; Magnoliopsida; Rosales; Moraceae.
CUGAAAACCCCAACCUAGCAAAGGGCAGCAAGAGAGGCUUAAGCUCACGCAAUUGAAUAAUGGAAACCUUGAGACAAUUGAGCAUUGGCUUCCCCACUCUUCGCAUCUCCCCAUUUCUCUCCCAUAGAACCUUCCAGAAGCUUCACCCCUCCGCCGCCGCCGCCGUCUCCCGCGCUGUCACCUGCUCCGCUAGCAAAUGGGCCGACCGCCUCCUCGCCGACUUCAACUUCGUCGGUGAUCCUUCCUCCUCCUCCUCCGCCACCGCCACUCUCGCUCCUCCACUCGCUCCCACCGAGCGCAAAGUGUCCAUCCCCCUCGACUUCUAUCAGGUCCUCGGCGCCGAAACGCACUUCCUUGGCGACGGCAUCAGGAGGGCUUACGAGGCUAGGGUCUCGAAGCCGCCUCAGUAUGGCUUCAGCCAAGACGCCUUGCUCAGCCGGAGACAGAUCCUCAUGGCUGCCUGCGAAACCCUUGUCAGCGCGAGCUUGCGGCGAGAGUACAAUCAGAGCCUCGUUGAAGACGAAGAGGGCACGGUCCUCACCCAAGUCCCAUGGGACAAGGUUCCAGGAGCUUUGUGCGUGUUACAAGAAGCGGGAAAAACUGAGGUGGUUCUUCAAAUUGGGGAGAGUUUGCUUAGAGAGAGGUUGCCCAAGUCGUUCAAACAAGAUGUUGUUUUGGCAAUGGCACUCGCUUACGUUGACAUGUCUAGGGACGCCAUGGCUCUGUCCCCUCCUGAUUUUAUUAGGGGUUGCGAAGUUCUCGAGAGGGCUUUGAAGCUCUUGCAGGAGGAAGGGGCCAGUAGCCUUGCGCCUGAUCUACAAGCUCAAAUUGAUGAGACACUGGAAGAGAUUACCCCUCGCUGCGUUUUAGAGCUUCUAGCAUUACCACUAAAUGAUGAGUAUCGAUCGAAAAGGGAAGAGGGCCUUCGCAGUGUGCGCAAUAUUUUGUGGGCUGUUGGAGGAGGGGGGGCAGCUGCUAUAGCUGGGGGAUUCACCCGGGAGAAUUUCAUGAAUGAGGCCUUCAUACGUAUGACAGCAGCUGAGCAGGUUGAUCUAUUCGUAGCCACACCAAGCAACAUCCCGGCCGAAAGUUUUGAAGUGUAUGGCGUGGCACUUGCCCUUGUUGCUAGGGCUUUUGUUGGUAAAAAACCUCAUCUCAUCCAAGAUGCGGAUAACCUAUUUCAACAACUACAGCAGACAAAGGUAUCGUCCCUUGGAACUGCUUUCAAUGUAUGUGCCCCCAAAGAAAACCGAGAGGUAGACUUCGCUUUAGAGAGAGGCCUCUGUUCCCUGCUUGUAGGGGAGCUUGAUGAUUGUCGAUUAUUUUUGGGGUUAGACAGUGAAAAUUCACCGUACAGAAAUCCAUCUAUUGUGGAAUUUGUCUUGGAGAAUUCUAAAGAUGAUGGUGACAGUGAUCUCCCUGGGCUUUGUAAGCUAUUGGAGACCUGGUUGAUGGAGGUGGUGUUUCCAAGAUUCAGAGACACCAAAGACAUAUGGUUCAAACUUGGUGAUUACUAUGAUGAUCCUACAGUCCUUAGAUAUUUAGAGAGGUUGGAUGGAGCUAAUGGUUCACCUUUAGCUGCCGCAGCAGCGAUAGUUAGGAUUGGGGCAGGCGCUACAGCAGUUCUUGAUCAUGUAAAGUCCAGUGCAAUUCUCGCAUUGCAGAAGGUGUUUCCUCUGGGUGACAGGGACAAGAAUUUAGCACAUCAAGAGGAUGGCGAGAUGAGUCAUUUCCUUCUCCCUUCAGAAAGCGAAGAAUACCCUCUUGAAAAACCUGGUCAAGAUGAUUCUUCACAUGUGACGGAGAUUUCUGGAAAUGAUCAAUCUGAUGAAGUACGUGAAGUGGGAUUGAUUACAGACAAUAUUAAAGAUGCAAGCGUGAAGCUCAUGUGUGCUAGUGUGGUGAUUGGAAUGUUGACUUUGGUUGGCUUGAGGUUUUUACCUGCUAGAAGUAGCACUAUUCGCAAAGAAUUAGGUUCAGUGACGGCAUCUGAUGCUCUCAGUUUAGGGCUGUCAGGAGUUAAUGAAUCUGCUGAGGAAUUACCCAAGAUGGAUGCAAGAAUUGCUGAAGGUCUAGUUCGUAAAUGGCAGAAUAUCAAAUCUCAAGCGUUUGGGCCCUAUCAUUGUAUAGGAAAAUUUGCAGAGGUUCUGGACGGUAGAAUGUUGAAGAUAUGGACAGAUCGCGCCUCCGAGAUUGCACAACUUGGUUGGUUCUAUGAUUACUCUCUUUUGAACCUGACAAUUGACAGUGUAACCGUCUCACUGGAUGGGCAGCGCGCUGUGGUGGAAGCAACUAUUGAAGAGUCCACGCAGCUAACUGAUUUGCUCCACCCGGAGCAUGAUGACUCGAACACCAGAACAUACACAACGAGAUACGAAAUGUCUAGUUCCAGUUCCGGGUGGAAGAUUACUGAAGGAGCUGUUCUAGAAUCAUAAUGCCAUUAUUUGUAAAAUGUUGAAUGUGUGUAUAUGCCUUAUUCAAAAUGUUGGAAUUUGUCAACCGCAUUUUACCCCCAUGUAAUUUCAUCCAGAGUAUUCCUGGUUUCCGACCAAUAUUGUCAAAAUUCGUUAUUCAAGUCUUUUCCUGGUUGCCGUAA